Messenger RNA from Hibiscus syriacus, 896 nucleotides. RefSeq lists its product as uncharacterized. NCBI's taxonomy places the organism in Eukaryota, Viridiplantae, Streptophyta, Magnoliopsida, Malvales, Malvaceae. The coding region runs from base 148 to 726 and encodes 192 amino acids. The transcript has 5 exons. The record is from RefSeq and is a predicted model, not a curated record.
UGGAUCCCACAUACGAUUCUUUCUCCAAUUUAAACGACUCCUCCAUGUCGAUCAUCGCCUUGGUUUAAUGGUGGAUUCCCGGAAUUCAUCCCUCAAAACAAAAGUUCAUCCUUUCAUUCUUUUAUGAAAAAACAGAUUAAAUAACCAAUGAUUCCAGGGGUGAAAGUGAAAGAAGAAAACCAAGAGGAUGAACAAGUUGUUAAGGAUUACAAGAUGAACUCUGUUUUGUCUCUGAAAGAUGUCCUGUUUCUCUCCAUGCUCGAUUCUUGUUUUCCAGUGAAAACACAUGAAGAUGUUUCUCCAAUGCCUACAGCAAGAAUUCCAAAGUCUUAUGUACCGCAAGUAGAGAAACAUUCAGAUACCUCAUCUGAAGGCUCAGUGAAAAGCAAGACGAAGUCCGAGGAGGAGGAAGCUAGACCAAAUAUUAGAGUGAGUUCAACUCCACGGCCCCGGGCCAUCAUUUCUAGUCCCGAUAACGAUGCGGUGAUCGGGUAUAAAAACAAGAUCGAAGGGAGACAACGGAGAGUUUCGAAGGAUCAUAGCACGGUUCGAAACCGACACACGACCCGGACCCACGUAUUUAAUGGAAAUCCGGUAAGAACGACCAGGUCCAAGAAUGAUGAUGGUCGUGAUGUCGAAAUCAGAGGGAAGAAAGGAUCGGGAACGACUGUUUCGGCUCGGACGAAACAACCUUUAACCGAAAGACCAAGCUGGCAAGAUCCCUAGAAGUGUAGCUGAAUAAUUCAAGAAAGAGAUACAUAUCCAAACAAAUAGUUUUUAUGGCAAGGAUGUAUGGAAAUAAUAAGGUCAAAUAUGUCAAGUCAUUUAACGUCUUAUUUUCUUAUUUUACCAUCGACUCUCUCAAAUAGUUAGAUUUUCCAACGUUUUCAUUUUCA